AUGCAAGAAAUACAUGACGAACUCGGCCGUCCUAUUCAGCUUACCGACGAGUUUGGCCGCCCUGUUCAACUCACCGACGAGCAUGGUGUUCCCGUCAAACUCACCGGCGUCGCCACUACUCAGGGUCACAAUCAUACCACCAUUGGAUCAGAGCUUCAUGACAAGAUCACACCCGGCGUCGCCACCACUGAUCAGGGUCAUAAUCACACCACCAUUGGAUCAGAGCUUCGUCACAAGACGAUGCAUGACCAGACAACCGACAUCACCAUGGGCUCCGAGACGCAUGGUGGAACCCACUUCGCUCCGACACCGAUCGAUUACCUAAAACGUGGCGCCGGUGCAGUCGCUGGUGCCGGUGCAGCAACUGUGGGUGCGGCAGCCGGAGCUGCCAAGGGUGCUGUUACUGGCGGUGGAGCACCGGUGAGCCAUACCCAGGCUCAUGGUGUUGCAGGUGGCGAUGAGAAACAGCUGGAACAUGAAUCACCCAGCUCUAGCUCCCCUUCGUCGGAAGAUGACGGAGAAGGAGGGAGGAGGAAGAAGAAAGGUUUGAUGCAGAAAAUUAAAGAGAAACUUCCUGGACGCCACAAGAAAGAGGAGAAGCAGGCAACCGCACACAGCGCCAACACCAAAGUAAGCAGCGCCGGCGGAGGUCCGGCGGGUAUAAGGGUGGAGCAUCAUGACGAGAAGAAAGGUCCUAUGGAUAAGAUCAAAGAGAAACUUCCCGGCACUCACUGA
Lactuca saligna is the source of this 735-nucleotide messenger RNA. NCBI's taxonomy places the organism in Eukaryota, Viridiplantae, Streptophyta, Magnoliopsida, Asterales, Asteraceae. The record is from the annotation of a GenBank genome assembly.